This is a messenger RNA of Rotaria sp. Silwood2, 3369 nucleotides long. NCBI's taxonomy places the organism in Eukaryota, Metazoa, Rotifera, Eurotatoria, Philodinida, Philodinidae. The record is from the annotation of a GenBank genome assembly.
AUGGAUAUCUCAACACGACGUUUAACCUUGCAAGAUACUACAGGUCAAACUACCAUCACUUCACUCAUUCAAUCGAACAAUACAUCAUGUUGUACAGUCCGACUACUCGAUCAAAUUACUAUUCCACCACAUUCCGAAUCUGUUAUCAAAGCCACAAUACAUCUUCCAGAUAGUUCAAAUUUGUUGUUUGAACCGUCUUCCAGUUUUAGUCAAAAAGCAGUAGUACUUCCAACAGCUUUAAUCAAGGUGACUAAUUCUCAAACACACUUAACUAUUAUCAAUACCACCAAUCAUCCCUAUAUUUUACCUUCAAAUACGUGUCUCGGUACUGUUUCUUCAUCAUUACUCAUAUGUGCAACAACAUCACCAUACCAAUCUCCGUCGACACAAUCUCGAUCACCAAAAAUUCGUCAUUAUUCUUCGAAUUCGUCACAUAAAUGCUACGUCUGUCAUCAGAAAUUUUUAUCACAAAACAAUCUUUUUCAUCAUCUUCGUGUACAAUGCUAUCCACGAGAAUUACGACAUCAAAUUGAAACAUUAACACAACACAUCGACUCCACCUCGCAUCGCAAAAAAAUUCAAGAUGUCCUUUGGAAAUACGGUAAACUGUUUGAUCUACAUCAACCAUCAAAAAUCGAUAUCGUUCUCGAUCAUGUGAUCGAUACCGGUCAACAUCGACCAAUCUAUACUCCACCUUAUCGACGUUCACCUCACGAUCAUCAAACUAUUACCGAAGAAACAGACAAACUGUUAAAACAAGAUAGUAUCGAGCCAUCAACAUCAUCUUGGUGCUCACCUGUCAUUCAUUUUCCGUUACCUCGCAUCGAUGAUAUUUUCGAUCAACUGUCUCAAUCCACAUAUUUCACUACAUUAGACUUUAAAAACGGCUAUUUUCAAAUUCCAUUAGCAAUUCAUGAUCGUCCUAAAACGGCAUUUUCCACGCGCGAUAAUCAUUAUCAAUUCAAAGUCCUUCCUCAAGGUGUAAAAAAUGGUCCACCUACAUUCCAACGCAUCGUAAACCAAAUUUUAGGUCCUGCUCGAUGGAAACAUUGUCUAGCGUAUCUAGAUGAUGUAGUCAUUUUUUCGAGCACUUUUGACGAUCAUGUUUCUCAUUUGGAUGAAAUCUUUAAUUUACUUCACACACACAAUUUUCGUCUAAGCUUCGAGAAAUGUACCAUCGCUACUGAUAGCAUCAAUUAUCUGGGUCUUCACAUUUGUCGUGGAGAAAUUCGUCCAAAUAAUGAUAAUAUACGAGGUCUGUUGGAAACUCCAACGCCAACAACAUCAAAAGAGAUUUUUCGUUUUUUAAAAGACGCCGAAUACUACCGUAAAUUCAUCCCCAACUUUUCUCGUAUUGCUAGUCCUUUAUAUAAAUAUAAUCCUUCCAACUCUAAACAUCCAUCCAAUGCUAAACCUACAAUUUUCAUAUUAUCGGCUGAUGAACAAGCUGCUUUCGAGCAAAUCAAACACAUUCUCACUACCGACCUUGUUCUUCGACUCCCCAAUAAUGCGCUUCCUUUUAAAAUACAAACAGAUGCUUCACAACUUGGUAUCGGUGCUGUUCUAUUACAAGCCUAUCCUGAAGGUGAUCGUCCUAUAUGCUAUAUGUCUAAGAAACUUACACCUGCUCAACAACGCUGGUCUCCUAUUGAACAGGAGUGUUAUGCAAUCGUCAAAGCUGUUGAAUUGUGGCGUCCCUAUUUACACGGUAAUCAUUUCAUCUUAGAAUCUGAUCAUAAACCAUUAGAAGCACUCAUGCGUAAAUCUCAAAUAAACGACAAAUGUGAACGAUGGCGUUUACGGCUACAAUCAUACAACUUCACAAUAAAACACAUCAAAGGUAAAUCAAACACCAUGCCUGAUUAUCUAUCUCGAUCACCAGUGGAUCACGCUGAAGAUGACCUUGACGAUAAAGUUAUGCCAACUUUUGUCUCUAUUAGUACUCAAACUGAUACAAGUGAUCACGACACUUUUCCAACAUCAUCAAUUGUUGGCAUGGUCACUACUCGUUCUCGUUCUUGUCAAUUACCACAAUCCGAUAAUCAUAUUACCACUCCACCAAAUACCAAUCGUUCUGACGUUCAAGAUUCUCAAUCAGCGUCAUCAACUUCUACAACUACUACAUAUAAUUCACGCAUCGGAUAUACUGGUGAUAUUGAUCAAUUGAAACAAGCACAACAGAAGGACCCUGAUCUACAAUACAUAACGCAUCAUCUUAAUGAUAAUAAGUAUAUUAACUCUUAUCUUUUACAAGAUGGUCUCUUAAUGCAUUAUGAACAACACUCAAAACCUGUUCCAUGUGUUCCAAAAGGAGAAAUUCGAAAUGAUAUUAUGAAAAUCUAUCAUGAUACUCAAGCUAACGGCGCACACUUCGGUCGUGACAAAACUAUAAUGAAAAUCAAAGCUCGAUACUAUUGGAAUACCAUGAACAGCGAUAUAACUAAUUAUGUUAAGUCAUGUAUUCGUUGUAAUCAAAAUAAUCCUAUUCGCUACAAACCUCCUGGUCAUUUGAAACCAAUCGAACCACCGGAAGGAGUUUGGCACUUAUUAUCAAUGGACUUUCACGGACCAAUUACUCCUACUAGUCGACGUGGCAACAAAUACAUUAUUUCAAUCACUGACAUUCUCUCCAAAUUCGUUAUUGCAAAAGCAGUUCGUGAUUGUACUGCUGAUACUGCUGCUCGAUUUCUUCAAGAAGAGGUUAUCUGUAAAUACGGCACACCGAAAUGCGUUCUUACAGAUAAUGGUACUCAUUUUACAUCAACUAUGAUGGAACAUCUACUCAAACGUCUCGGUAUCACUCAUUUGUACGCAACACCAUAUCAUCCUCAAACUAAUGGUCAAAUUGAGCGUUUCAAUAGCACGAUGGAUGCAAAAAUUGCUGCCUUAUCUAAUCAAAAUCGAUCUGAUUGGGAUGAUAACCUUCCAUUUGUCAUCUUUAAUUAUAACACAAGUUAUCAUUCCACUACUAAAACUAUUCCAUUCGAACUUAUGUAUGGACGUUCACCUGUUCUACCAUUCGAUCUACAAAACCCAAACGUUUCCCUCCAACAGUCAUCUCACUACUCUCAGAACAUGCGUCAAUGCAUAUCACAUCUAACGAACAAUGCGAAAACAAAUAUCAUUCAUGCACAACAUCAAUACAAAUCUAGAUAUGAUACCAAUCGCUCAAAUCCUACAUAUUCCAUCAACGAUUUAGUUCUUAUAAAAAAUAUUCAUUCACGCCACAAAUUUGAUAUUCGAUAUGAAGGUCCAUUUCGGAUUAUACGUCGUCUUGGUGUUAAAACAUAUCUUGUUCAACAUGUGAAACUACUUGCUUUGACAAGACAAGUAACAGUUGAUCUACUUAUUCCGGUCUCAAUUAGAUAG